CCCGACACUUUCAAAGCUCCGACCUUUUUUCCCCAGCGGAGUCAUCAAGAAAACAGAUUAAAGCACCAAACUUGGAUCGUCAUUCCAUCAAACAUGAAACACCUUACUCUCUCUCUCUCUCUAAUACAAACAAACCACUGCCGGAUUAGUCUCUCUCGUUGAUGCCUCUAUUUUUACUGAAACCAUCCCCUUCUCGUUUACCCCGCCAUUUUUUAGUUCACUGUUCUCCCUCAACUAGAUGACAACAUAAACUCCAUUCCCAUCUCAUUUUUAAUCUCAAUUUCAUGGCAACAGCCACAUCUACUACUACUACUACUGCUACUUCUACUACUACUUCUCUGAGUUCUCUCAAAGCUCACACCCAUCAACCACCCCCCAAGCCCAGACGCUGCAACCCGACCCGGAAGUUCGACCCGCCGACGAUUAUCUCCUCCGAGAACUCCUGGUGCUGCCCUGCCUCCAAACCCAUCCCCUCCCAGACACAUUCCCGCCGCGGCGGACUACCCAUUGACCCUAACCCGGCUCAGAGCUACCCGUCUUCGAAUAACACUACCACUUUUUCUUCUUCUGCUUCUUCGCCGUCGUCGUCGUUCAGGAUCCGAUUCUCGCCGGGGAGCUUAUCCCCAGUGAUGGACUUCACUCCUUCUCCGACCAACGGCGGCCAGAACGACUCGUUCAACUCGAGCUUCACUCGUUUCAACAGCAUGCUCACAGCGGGCCUGCUCAACCCAAUGUCGCCGCCACCGCCGCCGCCGCGGUCCAGCCCCACCCUCUUCGAAAUGAUGGCCAGCGAGCCCGAAAUGGCCCACCCCAAACCCGCCCAGAUCCACCACAACGGCGUCGCCGCGCCGCCGCCGCCGCCGAGGACCCACGUGGCGGGUCUGGUCCCGGACAAGAAGGCCCUGAUGAUGCAGCGGGUUUCGGACCUCUUGAGUUGUCGGAGCCCCGGGAACCAGUUCAAUGACCCGACCAAUAGUGACAUCAAGCUGACGUUGAGCGCUAAAGACGGGUUCAGUGUGCAGAUGAGUCUGCACCGUCCGAUUCUCGUCGCGCACAGCAGGUUCUUCGCCGUGAAGCUCUCGGACAGGUGGGUCAAGCAGCAGAGGACGACGCCGUCUUCGUCGCCUCCGUAUAAUGUGGAGAUUGCUGAGUGUGAUGACGUGGAGGUUUACAUUGAGGCUCUGAGGUUGAUGUAUUGUAAGGAUCUGAGGAAGAGACUAAUGAAGGAGGAUGUUCCUAAAGUGCUUGGGAUUUUAAAGGUUUCUGCGGCAGUUGGGUUUGAUGCUGGUGUUUUAUCUUGUUUGGAAUACUUGGAGGCGGCGCCGUGGGCGGAGGAUGAAGAGGAGAAGGUGGCAUCAUUGUUGUCGGAGCUCCGGCUUGAAGGUGUUGGAGCUGGGGAAGUGUUGAAGAGGGUGUCGUUGGAAGUGGCUAAUGGGAAUGAGGAGGGGAAUGACAAUGAAGAAGUUUUAGUAAAGCUUCUGCAUGUGGUUCUUGAAGGAAAGGAUGAAAAGGCGAGGCGUGAGAUGAAAGGAUUGGUGACUAAGAUGCUUCGUGAGAAUUCAUCUCAUAAUGAACUAAGGAAAGAGUCAUUGUACUCGGCUUGUGAUGGGUGUUUGCAAUUGCUCUGCCACCAUUUUUCUCGGGCAGCAGAGUCGGACUUGAAAGAUGUGGGACAAAUUGCAAGGCAAGCGGAUAAUUUGCAUUGGAUUUUGGAUAUUCUGAUUGACAGACAAAUGGCUGAGGAUUUCUUGAAAACAUGGGCAUCGCAAACUGAGUUGUCUGAAUCACAUUCUAAAGUGGCUGCAGUUCAUAGAUACGAGGUUAGUAGAGUUACAGCUAGACUCUUUGUUGGUAUUGGAAAGGGGCAGCUGUUGGCUUCCAAGGAUGUGAGGUUCUUGCUUUUGCGUACAUGGUUGGUGCCAUUUUAUGAUGAUUUUGGAUGGAUGAGGAGGGCAUCAAGAGGCCUUGAUAGGCACUUGAUUGAGGAUGGUCUAAGCAACACAAUUCUUACCCUGCCUUUAGCGUGGCAACAAGAAAUUUUGCUCGCUUGGUUUAACCGGUUCUUAAACUCUGGCGAAGAUUGCCCAAAUAUACAGAGAGGAUUUGAAGUUUGGUGGAGGCGAUCCUUUUGGGGGCGGAAUGGGGAGCAGGAAAGACCACCACCAUUACGAAUCACAGCUGCAACCGUUGAGAAGUAAUAGAAGUUAACAGAGUCCUGUAUGCAGGAAAUGAUGCUCUACUGGUCUGUUUUUCUCUCUCUAUUUACCUCCUCCUGUUCACUGCAGUCUCAUUUAAUCUUAGUCGGUGAUAUUGUGGUCUUCUUACUAUCUAAACCAAGGUGGGAAUCCCCUGAUGAAAUUCUAGUUUGAUGGGAUGGACCCGGGGUGAGGUUGGAAAAGGCUAUAGAGACAAGUUAUAUUUGUUCAACUUUUGUUCUGUUUUGAGAUCAAAUUCAGAGAAUUGCAUGUUAAGUCCGGUUUGAUGGAAGUAUGAAUCUUCUUUGUUCAUGCUAAAUGGAAGUAUGGGACUGAUUUAUUAUAGUGAUUUUAUGUUGAAUGAGAUGAGAUAUUUCGCCUGAUGGUUCUACAUGGGGAGUUGCUUCUUCUAUACGGUUGUUUUUGAUGAUUUUAACAUGUAUAUUUGGUCAUAUCCUGGUUUCCGUAACUGAUUUUGGCCAUGUUACCAAUGUUAUGUUGUUCAAAAGUGCAGAAAAGAUGGUUUGAUUUGGUUGUUGGCAGUGGACGUGUCUCUUGAGAUGCACGUGUAUACUUGUUGAGAAGUAGUAUGUUCAAUUUAAAGGGAGAAAAAAACACCUUGCCCUUGUGGAGAUGUUGUGUUGCUCGUUUGUUGGUAGUGUGGAUAGGGUAGUCAGGAGGAUUUCAUAAUGGUGUUGGAAGUGAAGGAUCUGUG
This is a messenger RNA of Argentina anserina (silverweed cinquefoil), 2910 nucleotides long. RefSeq names its product BTB/POZ domain-containing protein At1g63850. NCBI's taxonomy places the organism in Eukaryota, Viridiplantae, Streptophyta, Magnoliopsida, Rosales, Rosaceae. Gene Ontology annotation, molecular function: protein binding. The record is from RefSeq and is a predicted model, not a curated record. The transcript has 2 exons. Bases 285 to 2198 code for a protein of 637 amino acids.